AUGAAGGUCCAUCUAGCACAAUAAAUGUAAUCCCAAUUUUUUUCUGUAAGUUCCUGUUUGCCAAUUAAUAAAAUUUAGCAAACCAUGUUGUACGUCUAAUCCCCUAUGGAGGAGGUAAAGAGAUAUUCAUGUCUAAUUUUUAAAGCAUGGGAGGAUUUUAUUGGAAUUUUCAAACCAUCCUUGAACUAAAUUUUGAAGAGAGUUUCAUGAAUGAAAACCAUAGGGGAUAAUUUCUCUAAACUACAUAUGGAGUAUUAGAUGUCAGAAUUCCAUAUAAAUUUCUUUUAUUUUGUCUGUAAAGUCUUGAAAGUACUCCUUUUGUAUUUAAAUCUUUAAUUAAUAUUAUUCUAGAACUUUUUAUGACGUCAUGUAAGACGACGUCGUCAGCUAUUAUUUAAGAAUAAUAAUCUUGUGAUAUAGUCACUCUAAGCUUUUGUCAAACAUAUUAGAAGAAAAAGUGGCUGUGA
Molecule: messenger RNA, 467 nt
Organism: Paramecium octaurelia
Lineage: Eukaryota; Ciliophora; Oligohymenophorea; Peniculida; Parameciidae
Source: the annotation of a GenBank genome assembly